Messenger RNA from Rubroshorea leprosula, 1702 nucleotides. The record is from the annotation of a GenBank genome assembly. NCBI's taxonomy places the organism in Eukaryota, Viridiplantae, Streptophyta, Magnoliopsida, Malvales, Dipterocarpaceae.
UAGUAAUAAUCUCUGCUUCCAAAUUUACCCUUGGAAACAUGCCCAAUUUCCCCACGUAGCAUAGCAUUAGCAGUAGCAUGUCCUCCUCCGAGGAAAUCUCCCUCCACGACGCCGUCUUCGACGAUGACAACGACCCCUUCAAUUGCGACGCCGCCCGCCCCGCCCCCAAGACCCGCCUCCUGACCGGCUUCACUGACCACAAGUUGUUCUCCUUGCCCGCUUCCCAAACCACCCAAUUUCGACCUGGAAACCUCCGCGCUCCUGCGCCCGACCGCACUUGGGGAAACGGAGACGGCCACCAACAUAGCGCCGACGAUUCGGAUGACGACGACGACCGUGAAGAAGAUGAUGAUGGCGAUGGGGAAGAAAACAAUAAUAACAUCAGUAUCAAUAGUAGGAAUAACAAUAACAGUACCGGCGAGACUCUACGUGGGCCUGCCGCUGGAAAUGCCGAUAAAAUUGGAGAUGUGAAAGUAAAGCACCAUUCUUCCUUCGGGGUGGGAGUAGGAGGGAGCAGAGAGGUGGCUGUGCAGGACAGUUGCAAUCUCGGACAAGCGGGGAGAGAGAGUAUGUAUCGGAAUGCAGUUACAAUUGCAGAACCAGAUGGAGAUAUCUAUUACUCGCAUUAUUUGCAGGGUGUAGAGGGCUCUAGUGGUGGUGGAGAGAAGGAUGCCGUUGCGGAGAAUGGUGGUGGUGCUGGAUUUAGUGGGAGGAAAGAUGUGUCUUUUUCUUGUGAGUCUGGGGAGUCUCUGAGGACCAUUUUAUCAGACCCUGUCACGGGAGCUCUCAUGGAUGAUGCCAUGAUAUUGCCUUGUGGACAUUCCUUUGGAGCUGGUGGAAUACAGCAUGUGAUGAGAAUGAAAACCUGCUACACCUGCUCGCAGUCAGUCUCAGAAGACCAAGUAGCUGCAAAUCUCUCUCUUCAAGCUGCAGUUCACGCAUUUUGCCAGGAAGUAGAAUUACGGUUCUACCACUCAUCUAAGAGGAGGGAAGAGAGAUUUGACCAGGAUAAAAGUAGCUUUGGUGAUUCAAAUAUUAUGGAUAAUACUAGGGGUAGAGGUGUACAGUUUCCAUUCUCUGUGACAGACCGGGUCAUCAUAAAGGGAAACAAAAGGACACCACAGCACUUUGUUGGACGCGAGGCUGUUGUAACUACACAAUGCCUGAAUGGGUGGUAUGUGGUGAAGACACUAGACAAUGCAGAGAGUGUUAAGUUGCAGUAUAGAUCACUGGCCAAGGUUCCUGAUGAUCCAUCCUCAAAGCCAAUGUCAAGUAAGGUGGCACGAAACUAGGUGUAGAGCUGUAGCGUACAAAAUGGUCAAAACAAAACGGGACUUCUAUACAUUGUUUUUAACGUGCGUGGCACGUUUUACGACUUAAUUGAACUGCCUUGCAAUUGAUCUUGCUUGAAAUAUUGUUUUGCGACCUUGUAAAUAACAGGGGAAGGUCUGGUCUGUCUCACUCUCACAUGGUUGUUCGAGGAACCUUAGAAAAGACGCUAGGGAUUCAAUCUGAUUACGUCAACAUUUUUUGCUAGUAUCUGUAUUCAUAGCUAUUAGCUGCGUCUGUAUUAGACAUUGUAAUACUUGUUUAUGAAUGCAAUCCAAUCCAAACAGCUUUAUUUCAAUUGAGCAACUUAAGUGCCAACCCUGAGUGCCCUCCUGGAAGACCCGCCUUCCCUUAAUGAAGUCGCUUGCCGUGG